AUGUCUUCCUGGAGAGGCGUGCGACGCACCCUCCCCGACUCACUAGAUGAGUCAACUCUCACCAGCCUCUCUAAGACGGAGUUCGAGAACCCAUCCAGCAAAACACGUCGUCCCGCCGUCCUCCAAUCGCUCCAUGCAGUUCAUAUUGCCCUGGACACGGGAACGGAACACACCAAGGCUUCCCUUCUUCUUGAAUACAGUGAAGGGGAAGAUGAUGGAGUGCCGUUAGACUCACCACCAACGGUGGUCUGGUCCAAUUGUGCCGGCUCUGUCCUCAGCCAGAUCGCAGUUACGAGAGACGGCCGAAUGUUGUGGGGAGACGAAGUGGACCAAGCACUGAAAAAGGGAGAUAUAAACGAAUCUCAGGUUGUUCGGCACCUGAAACCUUCUUUAUUUCACGCCCAUACCGCUAGUCAGCAACAUUUCCAGGGAGGUAUCGAGCUCACCAAAGAACGGAAGACCGAGCUCAGCGACUGCUUGAAGUUCUAUGGAGAGGUUCCCCGGGACUAUCACCUGGAAAACAUAUCGGUGUUUUCGUACUACCUAGGAUUCGUUUACCGUUUCGUCCUUCGGUUUAUUGCAACGUCGCAUGGUAGUCUGGGUUGGCCGGUAUUCGACAAUUUGGAGGACUAUAAGAGCUGGACACCUCCAGGAAACCCGCGAAUUACCGUUUCGCUACCAGUACCUGUUAGGUCAAGUCCAGCACAGGUACAGCUGAUGGUGGCUGCGGCAAAAGCGGCGGGAAUUCCCAAUCCUUACCCUGUCGCGGAACCGGCGGCGGCUAUGAUUUACCACCUCUACAAAGCUCGCGGCCAAUCACUCGUCGGAAAGACUUUCCUCAUUCUUGAUAUUGGAGCUGGUUCGGCAGACCAACAGAUUUGGACAGUGGUGAACGAAAACCCCCUUCGACUGCGAGAACAUAUCAUCCCAGAGGAGUCCAAGAUAGCCUGGUGCGGGGGCGCUUACACCAACGAGGUGGCGGUAAAGCUGAUCAAGGAUCGCUUUCGCAACAAGGACCGCGUUUUCGAAGGCCUGCAAAGAAAUCGCAGCUCAAUUACGGACGAACGCGAACUUGAGCGAAAGUUGUAUCAGAGAUUCGAGAAGGAGAAGAAGCGAUUCGAAGGACGGGAUGCACUGUGCCUCUGCAUCCAGGGCCUUCCGGACAUCCCAGAAUACGGGCUCCAGGGAGGUGGCAAAGUGGUCCUCGAAGCCGGGGAUGUCAGGAGGGCUUUCGCACCAUGUCUGGACCAAAUCAUCAACAUGCUCGAUAUUUCGAUCAGAAGUGUCGUCGAAGGUCGCAGCUUACGUGGGAGGACGGUAGAGCAACGAGUCCACGAGAUUAUCGUGGUCGGAGGCUGUAGCCAGAACCGAUACUUGCUCGACCAGAUCCGCGAUCGGUAUUCUGGCGGCGUGCAAAGUCCCGUUUCCUAUGUGAUUCCAGUCACUCUUCCGCCGCACGCGGCACAAGGUUCCCUCACAGUUGCGCGGGGUGCCGUGUUAUUGUCGGCAGAAAAGAAACUCAUCAAGGAGAGAUAUGUACGUCGAAGUUUCUGUGCUGAAUGGCAUAUAGAAAUCUCGCAGGACGAACAGAAAAACUAUCGGAGGUCGUGCCUGUACAAAAGCCCUCAUGACCUUCAGCUCCGUGCCUGUGUCACCAAAUUCCUACUCCGCCGGGGCCUCCAUCCUCAGAAAUUUUCCUGUCCUCCCUUGAACGGUUGGCGAGGCCUCAUGCUCAGAGACAAAGCGGCGGGCGGCUGGUGGGUCAAGGAGCAGUUGUAUUAUUCAGACAAGACCUCUGAAGAUGGGGUAUGUACAAAAGAUCCCCGGUACGAAAUAAAACCUAUGGCGAGCCCGCUCAUCUUCCGCAUCUCGUUCGAGGAGGCCCAACAAUUUCCACGCAGAGUCAACCAACAGGGACAAGUGUGGUGGGAGCUUGAGUAUGAGCUGAUUCUCAGCGUGGAUGGACAUAUUAUGACGUUCGAAUUCAUAAUACCCAGAACCGGCAAGUGGCCUACGGACGGUGACCGUUAUGUAGAUGUCAUGUGGAAAACUGGCCAGUACGACACAGCUGGAGUCUCGCAGCUAUUCGGUGCAUCUCAGGAUUAG
This is a messenger RNA of Fonsecaea erecta, 2106 nucleotides long. RefSeq lists its product as hypothetical. The transcript has a single exon. The record is from RefSeq and is a predicted model, not a curated record. Lineage: Eukaryota; Fungi; Ascomycota; Eurotiomycetes; Chaetothyriales; Herpotrichiellaceae. The coding region runs from base 1 to 2106 and encodes 701 amino acids.